Messenger RNA from Plasmodium inui San Antonio 1, 4905 nucleotides. RefSeq lists its product as hypothetical. The record is from RefSeq and is a predicted model, not a curated record. Bases 1 to 4905 code for a protein of 1634 amino acids. Lineage: Eukaryota; Apicomplexa; Aconoidasida; Haemosporida; Plasmodiidae. The transcript has a single exon.
AUGCCAAACAAGUCGAGCUCCGAGAGGAACGCGCCCCUGGGGGGAGUACACUCAGAGGGGGUACACUCGGAAAGAGUACACUCUGAAGGAAUACCCUCAGGAAUACCCCGCAAAAUAUACACACCUCAGGCAGAAUUGCAGAUAAGUCACUGGGACGGGGACUCAGAAGAUGGUUCGACAAAGCGCGCAAGAAGCAACCGCUUAGACGCGAUGGAGAUGUUAAAAACGAAUGAGGUAACUCUCUUCGAGUCGCUAAACGAUUCGACGUGUAAGUGGUUGAAGAAUCAACACAUACUGCGGGACGAGGGAGGAGUGGCAACAAGUGGAAGAGAGAAGCAUGACUCGAUUGGAGCGGAGCAGGACGCAAUUGUGAAGCCAGAUGGAAGCAACGAUGUAGAUAAUCCCAUUUUGAAUUUAUACAAGAAAAAGUUCAAAGCGGGUGAGGUACCCACCGGGGUGACUUCACUACAAAUGGUGGAGAAGGACCCCCAGGCGGAAGACACACAUGUGAUUAGCAAAAGGGAUGAUUUACAGAAGGGUACUUUUGGGGGUGUAGAACGAGAUGAAUCAAUGAACGAACUUCGUUCGUGGGGGGACUAUCACUUUUUUAAUCGAGGGGUGGCACCCCAGGGACAUAUCGAGACGGCCUUUUGUUUGGGGCAAGGCGACACUAAUUGCUUUGCGCGUACGAUAGGUGAGGGAGGGCUCUCUGGUGUGGAGGACCUGUCUGGUGGCGAGGGCCCCCCUGGUGGAGCCCCUCCCAGGGGGCUUCCAAACGGAUGUGAAGACGCCACGCUUAACCACCUGCACAAAAGGGAGUGCUACUUUGAAACAACGGAGAGGUCCUCUCCUGAUGCGUAUGACAUAGACAGACGCAGCUACCAUUACAUCGGUGGAGGUUCCCUCCAUGCGAAGAGUCCUUUGCUGAAGGAACGAAUCAACUACUACCGCGUGAAGAUCGAUGGGGAGGAGGAAGACGAGAUGGGGACAGUCCCAGAAGGCGGAUUCUUCCUCCCCCCCUUAGCAGACAAGUCUGCUAAAUGUAGCACUCGUGGCAGUCAUGGCAGUGGUGAGGCAUUCCAAGGUGACUGCUCCGAGGAAGGAAGAUUAAAGCCGUUCACAUUGAACCACCUGAGUAGUUACGAAAAGAAUCGGAUGGUUUAUGGAGAGACGGAGGGAGCCCAGAUGAGGUUGAAUUUCAAUCGGGUGCCCGCUCAACCGAUCGCACGCCCCACGGGGGGGGAGCAUCAUGAGCAGCAAGCACAGCAGCAUCCUAAUCAGCUGUCGCAUCAGCAGCAGCCGCCUCCCCAGCCGGAGGACCCCAUUUUGAUGAACACAGUGAAUCACCUCCACAACAAGAUUCAGAACUCCUGUUAUGAAUACUCAUCAGUGGGAGGUAGCAACAAGGGAGAAUCAGUUUUCUUAUCAUCUGGGGAUUCACAAAUGGAAAAGACAAACGGAGCUUCCCCAAACGACACACUCCACUUCCAACCCUUGGAGGGCCUCCAUAUGAACGAUACGAACGUGUCGAGAAAGAAACAAGAAAAGGUGAAGAUGCCUUUAAAGGGAGACCUAAAUGGGGGGGAUCACGUUGGGGAACUGCUACACCUUAGGACAAGGGGCUUUCAAAAUGAACAACUAAAUCCUCACUGUAGUGGAAACCAAUUGAGCUCUCACCUUGCCCAUGGAAGGGGGGAGGAGGUCUCCACAACAAAGCAGACAUUCUGUAGGCUUCAAACCGAUACAGGGAGAAACGACUACCCCUGUGGAGAUAGCAAACGUGUUAGCCAGAAUGCAGAUGAGGAAAAGCUGAACCUGCAGAUAUGUGACCUCUUAGGAUGCACCUCACGGCUUUCUGCUUUUUACCGGAAAGAUGAGCAAACAAGAGGGGAAAAGAAAACCAGCGGAGAGAACGCACAGGGAAUGAUGGACCCGCUUUCCCUCAUCAGAGGAACAAAGCACGCAGGCAGAGUACCCCCCGCCGAUACGUACAAGUUGGAUGACUUCCUAAUUCUGGACCCCCCCUAUUUCAUCGGAACUGAAUGGGUAACCCAAGCCAUCCCCACGGAGAAGCACCCCUCAAAGGUCAUCCGCUGUGAAGAUCUGUACUGGGGAGAGAGCACUUUGGGGAGGAACACACAGAAGGUGGAGCCACACAAGGUGCAGGCACGGAAGAUGCAGACACACAAUGUGGAGGCACACACUGGCAAGACACACACUGGGAAGACACACGGAACAUAUCAGCAUCAUCUCAUAAGGGUCGAAAAUAUGUUCCAGGAGGAUACUUCUGACGUGGUUAGAAGUAGCGACGGGGAGGGGACUCCUCAGCUGAUGCUGUGUGGUGAUAAAGGAGGGGACACACACGAGAAGGGGGAACUCAUCGGGGAGAAACUCAAUCAGGAGAUGUCCAUCCGGAGAGAGCCAAAUGUAAUGAUCCCUCCCUUUUCCGCUAACCAUGCGCUGAAGAUACAAACCUUUGGAGAUGGUAUGCUCUACAACCCCAACGAGGAAGCAACAGUUGCGAAGCGAAGCACCUUCCCUUCAAUCGUCACUCCAGUGGUUCCGUGUCGAGAAGGCCCCUUCCGCAGAGUCGUUAGUAGCAGAACAGAUCAGUCCCCAUUCGAAUGUCCUGACCUCUCCAUCGAUCAGAAAAUAACUAGUACUCAUAUGGGUAGGGACAUAUCAGGAGGUAACAGAAUGGAGAAGGUGCCCCAAGUGCAAAUUGGCCGCUGCGCUGAGGAGGAAGAAAGGGGGGCGGUUAACGAUCCUUUUUUAUACACUAGUAGGGGGGAGAAUGCCUGUGCCUUCCAGCGGAAGAGGGACAUUUUUGCAGAAAACAGAACUGAAGUGGACAAGAAGGGGUUGACCUGCACACAGAGGUUAUUCGCUAGCCCGUAUCGUCAUAAAGAGAAGGGGACGAUGGAGAAUCCGACACGCGGAAGUGGUCCCACUGCAGGUGAUGGCUCAAAUGGGAGCAGUGGUGAAAGGACCCAUCGUGGAGGUACUGCGCCAAACUCCCCCGGGGGGAAACCAUGGGGGGAUACCUCCCUGGUUCUUUCCCUCCCUAUUACGAAGCCAGAAAAAGGUCUCUCACCAGGUAGACAGACACACACGACCUGUGGCAAGCUUCACACGGAGAAAACCAUUCCAAGAGUGACCUAUAGUAGGGGAAGUACAAACGUUGCAGAAGGAAGAAGUGCACUGAAGGAUAGCAACGUCAAUUUGUUGCAAUAUUUUAAGUUAAACUUCGAGAGGGCGCGGUUUGCCAGCGUUGGGAGUGCUCGCGUUGGAAGUGCUCGUCAUGGGGGUGCCCGCCCUCCGAUACGUGGCGGCAGUGGAAUGCCCUCAAUUGGUAGGAGCAUCCAUCGGAGGACUCCCCCCCAGAGUGGCUUCGCCCUGAGGUCAACCGAUGCGUCCGCUGCGGCUGCUGCGGAGAAGAGCCACCUCUUCGAGUCCGUCGAUGCGUUUUUUUAUAACUUUAAAAAUAAUGGCGGCUCCUCCGGGGGGAAGUCUCGCCAGGUGGAAGGGCGACAUGUGGGAGCACACACUGGUAGAGUGGAUGCCGGUCCUGACUGCGACGUGGAUGCCUCUCCCGGCUGCGAAUUGAAUAGUCCCGUGCGUGGCAACUGGAGUGGAGUCCCUCAGCUGGUCACCCCCAGUGGUAGCGUGACGACGACAACUACUACCACCACAACGACGACCACGACGACCACAACUACGAUGGGCGCCGUGGUGAGGGGGGCGAACGGGGGAAGCAGCGAAAAGGACGAAAAGGGCAAAAAGAGCGAAAACGUAGCAAACACCGCAAAUGUGUCGAAGACCGCAAAUGUGUCGAACACCGUCACUGUAACCACCACCAACUGCACGCAGAGUAGGGCUCCGGUGAGGGAGGACGACCAUACGUGUGUGCAGCGAAGAGAAUGGAAAAAAGCCGAUCAGCAUUCCCAAUCGGAUUUCCCCGGUGUGGAAGAGGAAAAAGGAGAAGAAGAAGCGGAAGAAAAAAAGGAAGAUGAAAAAGGAGAAGAGGAAAAAGAAGAAUAUGGAAAUGAAAACGAAAAAGACGAGGACGAAAAAGACGAGGAAGAAAGAGAGAACAAAAACCAGGAGCAUGCUCAGAGGAAGGAAAAAAUCAUUCUCACUAUUCAAUGGAACAUAAAGAAGAUUUCUUUACUCUGCUCAAGCGACAACUACUUCGUUGUAUCUCCUGAAUACAAAACGGAGACGUUGAUAAAUGAGUUUUUUAUCCUCCUGAACAUAAACAAUGACAUGCACAUUUUGCCGGAGAAUACCUUUGGUCUUCUCUUCUCCUACACGGGAUUCUGUGACAUCCUCUUUUCAGUUACCUGUGGAAUGUACCAGAAGAAGUUCUGCUCUUAUGACUUCUCCACGCUUCCUUGGUUCGGAUUUACCAAAUGGGGCAUUUUAAAAAAUUGCAUGCAGAAUGAUACCAUAUCCAUCACGGUAGACAUUCAUGACAUUCGAAGGAAGGACUCUCUCAGGGAGGUGUUCCUCAGCAAUGUAAUAUCUUCUAUGAGGAGUGACAAUGGGAGUUUUGACUUCAAGGAGGGCACCUCUACGUCGUCGGCGCAGGGGAUGCAGGAAAACGCCUCUUCUUCCAUGAUUGCCAUGGCAUCGGCCACAACGGCUGCUAGCCCCUCUCCGUUCGAUGCGGGGCCACACAGGCGAAGCCACAAAUGCUUCUUCCCUCAAAGUGCACUCACCACAAGCGACUCCUGCGACAGGUUUGUCCCCCCCGGUGUUAAGAGCAUAUACACAGGCAGCAUGCACAUGGGAACUACGCGCCCAAGUGCAAUCCAAUGGGAAAACAAGCAAACCAAAGGAAGCAAACAAGGCAAAGACGCCAAACAAUUCAGAGACACCAAUCAAAGCACCGUGACCAGAUGA